GAGCGUUCAUUGUUUUGGCGUUUCCCGAUCUACAUCUGUGGAGCCUCGCCGAUUAAAACAACCACGAACACCUGACUGUCGAUACAUUUCUGGUUUCGCCACCAUGACUCACUGGUUCCACCGAAACCCUCUGAAAGCAACGGCGCCCGUGUCCUUCAACCUGUAUGGAGUGGCAUCCAGCCCUGCUGCCAAUAAGAUAUGCAAUGACCUGAGGACGACACGGGCCAGGCUGCUGGACACGUUCACAGACACCACUUGCACUCCAGAGAUCAUGAAGAAAGCCAGUGAUGAAUAUUUCGCUCUCUUACAGGGUUUUAUUUUGCCGCUGGAUGGAACCACGCAAGAGAACAAGCUUCGCUUCAUCCAGAACUUCAAAUGGACUGACACUUUACAGGGAAAUAUCGCAAGUGCUCAGCAGGAUGCAGUUUUUGAGUUGGUGUCAAUGGCGUUUAAUGUGGCCAUCUGGUACACUAAGUUUGCGUCAAGACGGGCUGGAAAGGAGAACAUCACAGAGGACGAGGCCAAAGAUGUUCACAAGAGUUUGAAAAUCGCUGCUGGUAUAUUUAAGACCCUUAAGGAGACUCAUAUUCCUCGUCUGAUCACUCCAGCAGAGAAGGGUCGAGACCUGGAGCCCCGAGUCAUUGACGCAUACAUUAUUCAGAGUCAAGCAGAGGCACAGGAGGUGACCAUUGCCAGAGCCAUUGAACUGAAGCACAACGCCUCCCUCAUCGCAGCGCUGGCGUAUGAGACGGCAAACUUUUACCAGAAGGCCGAUCACACUCUAAACACAUUGGAUCCUGAAUGUAGCAGUAAAUGGAAGAAAUACCUGCAGCUCAAGCAGCACUUCUAUAUGGCUUAUGCACACUGCUAUCAUGGACAGACUCUUCUUGUGGGUGAUAAGUGUGGAGAGGCCAUCAGAUCCCUGCAAGAGGCUGAGAAAUGUUACUCACGUGCUGAAGCGUUGUGUAAGGAAUACCGUCAGAUGAAGGGUCCCGGCAGCACGGCCAAACCCUCCGAACAGCUGUUCUUUCUGAAACUGGGAGCGCUCGUCAAAAACACACUGGAGAAAUGCCAGAGAGAGAACGGCUUCAUUUACUUCCACAAGGUUCCUGCUGAAGCUCCAGUGCUGGAGUUGAAGGCCAGUUACGGUCUGGCAGAACCAACUCCCUUUGAACUCCCGGCUCUCAGCGCUCAGUGCACACCUGAAGUCUACGCGACCUUUGACCUCACUAGAGCUCCAAAAGAUGACAAGGCGAAAGCAAAGUCCGAUGAAGAGAUUAAACCAGUGAAGGAGCCCGAUCUGAAGCCGCAGAAAGACACGGGCUGUGUGCUCUCCUAAACCCCAGGAGAACCUCCAACAGACGUCCAGCAUGUGCAGGAGAUGUAGAUGAGACUCUGUUCUCUUUCCCUGUAAUCUAGUGGAAAUCUCCCCAAAUACAUAACAAUGUAACCUAGUGAUAUAACAGUGGUGUGAGUAAUCAAUCACUCAUCUGACGGACAAUUAACCAAGAAAAUAUGAAUAACGUUACUAUUUGAUUUGUAGUGAGAAUCAUAUUAUUGAAAAGGUUGGUUGGGUUUUAUUCUCAUACAUUAGCGAGUAAGUCGCACAAAUAAAUGGACACUUUAUGCCAAUGUUGGUCCAAUAAACUGAAGGUGAUUUGCAAAAGCAAGAAAGUCUUUAAGAGUGAAUCUCGCAAAGAAAUAUCCAUAUUUCACCCCAAAAUCAGAAGAGAAAAAUAAGAAAUUAUAUUUAAAAUGAACCAAAAGUUGCAUUGAAGAUUUUGCAUUGUGACGUUAUUUUCGUAACUCUUCAAAUAAAUCGUUAAAUGCAGAAUUGUAGUUUUAGAAACUGUAGAAUUAUUAAAUGAAUCAUUUAAUUACUAAAUAAAUAAAUAAAUGCACGUCACGUUAUAGCACUAGUUUGCGAGCACAAUUAUCUUAUCUUGUUAUUUGUGAUUUAAUUGUAUUAAUUUAACAGUAACAGUAAUAAAAAUCCUUUCUGGGCUCAAUUUUUAUUCAUUUUUAUAAAGAUCAAAUAUUUAUGAAAAAAAUAUUAUUAUAAAAAUAAAUUCAGCACAAUAAAUAUUAACGUGUUCAUACUUAAAAUUGUGCAUUUAUGUGCAUUUUAAAUAAUAUAUCAUAGUUUUAUUUUUUCUCACGUUACAAUAAUGACAAGUGGGAGAUAAAACGCAGUUAAUUGUUUGGAAAAUAAUGUCACAAUUCAAAUUAAUCUUAUCGGAUUUAAAACUGGCUUCAAUUUCUUCAUGCAAAAUAAAUCUGCAAAC
This is a messenger RNA of Xyrauchen texanus (razorback sucker), 2285 nucleotides long. Its product is annotated as BRO1 domain-containing protein BROX. Bases 104 to 1339 code for a protein of 411 amino acids. NCBI's taxonomy places the organism in Eukaryota, Metazoa, Chordata, Actinopteri, Cypriniformes, Catostomidae. The record is from RefSeq and is a predicted model, not a curated record. The transcript has 13 exons.